GACGCCGCGGAGGACCUGGCGUUGCAGGCGCUGCAGCUCAACCUGUGGCCAGAGCUGUCGAACCCGAGCGACCUCUGGAAGACGAACGUGGUCGACAACGGCUACGAGGUGCUCGUCACCCUGCAGCCCUCUCUCGGCAUGGGCGCGCCCGGCGACACGCAGGGCGCCCCGAGCCUCGGGCAGUCCGCGGAGCUGUUCAAUGUCUUCGUGAAGAAGCUGCGAGCGAAUUACCAGGAAGAGAUGAUCGUGGCCGCACCCACAGACAAGGAGGUUACAGUGGAGAUUACGGCCGAAGGUCACUACAUGUUCGAUCUGGACCCAGAUGGGCAGCGCCUGUCGCGGAAACGAGCGUUGGAGGCAACCAAAGCGUCCAUGUCGGGAGGCGCCAUGCAGGAUCUCGACCCCAGCGUGUUGGGCGUGACACAGGCGCUGCGCCGGAUCCCGCGCCUGGCGAAGAGCAAGGCAACGCUGGAGAGCUGUCGCGUGUUCCGCGUGCUGAGCCAGAAGUCGUUCCAGGCGGAACUCUCUCACGCUGACCAAGUCGAGGCGGACACGUUCGCGGAGGCUCUCGAGGGCGCCGGGACGUUCUUCUCCAAGGCGCAGCAGCUGCAGAUAGUGAAGUGGACAGGCAUGAAGUUGGCGCCAGCGGGCUCCGCGGCCAAGGAGGACGCCGAGGGCGCCGAUGAGUCCGAGGACGUCGACCUCGACGCUCAGCUGGCCGAAUUGCAGCAGCAGGUCGCGGACCCCAUCGGCUCGUGGCGGAGGCAGAAGGCCAAGGCCAAGGCUGGAGCGAUUGUCAAGGGCGAGCUCGGCGAGCCCAAUGAGCAGGAGCUGGAGCUUUGGGACGACGCGCAGGACGAGGAGGAGCCCCGGCCCGCGGCCGAGGCGACCGCGCGCCCGCGGCACGUGCCAGACUGGAAGGGCCGGGCGGCCCCGGACACCUCCGCCGCGGGGAGGGCGUCGCAGGCCUCCAUGGCGGCGCGGGCGUGGGUGCAGAGCCGCGCUGGCGGCCAGGCUACUGGAGGCAAGGCGUCCGCGAAGGGCAAGGGCAAGGGGCCGAGGCCCCCUCGACGUGGCAUCGGCGGAAUUGCGUCGCUGGACCAUUCGGCCGCGCUGCACGGCACCGCCCCCCAGAAGUUCCAGUACGGCCAGCUCGCGAGGUACUCCGACAGGGAGCUCCGCUUCCAGCAGGCGGAGGGCGCCGCUGGGGGCGAGGCCUGGGACGAGGACGAGGCUGAGCCUGCCUCGAAGCGGCCGAGGGGCCCCGCGGCCGCGCCGAGGCUGCCGAAGGGCACCCCCACCGUGGCGCCGAUGUGCCCCGAGACUGCGCCGGGCCAAGACCUCUGA
This is a messenger RNA of Prorocentrum cordatum, 1347 nucleotides long. The record is from the annotation of a GenBank genome assembly. Lineage: Eukaryota; Dinophyceae; Prorocentrales; Prorocentraceae.